Messenger RNA from Stegodyphus dumicola, 5731 nucleotides. RefSeq names its product phosphatidylinositol 4-kinase beta-like. The record is from RefSeq and is a predicted model, not a curated record. NCBI's taxonomy places the organism in Eukaryota, Metazoa, Arthropoda, Arachnida, Araneae, Eresidae. Gene Ontology annotation, cellular component: membrane; cytoplasm. Gene Ontology annotation, molecular function: 1-phosphatidylinositol 4-kinase activity. Gene Ontology annotation, biological process: phosphatidylinositol-mediated signaling; phosphatidylinositol phosphate biosynthetic process.
UUGCUAGCUUGGGGUUUGGUGGUUGUGUCAGCUGUUUGUAUGCGGAACGAAAUAGUAUGAAUUAAAUAUCAGUUAGUCCAAAGUUGCUAAAUCGUUUUCCAUUAAAAGACUGCAUGAAUAAUUUAGGUUUUAAAAUACGAAGAGAUUUUUAAAACGUCUAUGAUAUAAACAUUUAUGUUAAUGAUUUAGGUCAUGCCUGCGAAAUUUGAGGUGUCGUUGAACGGAUUCAGGCAGAAGGCAGUUAGGUGUAUGGAGGAGGUUAAGAAUUGCCUAGAGAGAAUUUGACAUGGAAGAAGAAUCGUUGCAGGUACUGCACGAAGAGGACUCGUUAUCGAAGCGCCUCCGUCUUUCUCUGGACGUCGGUGUUCACGGCCAAAUUAAUUCCGUCUACUCCAAAUUACAUCCCGUGUCUGGGAUAUCCCACCAUCGCAACCAUAGCCUGGACUACCGGCUGAACAACGGCAGUCAACAACAUACUCAUCAUCGCAAUAGAAGCUUGGACUCUGUUCUCCAGCAAAUUCCAGAGAGCAGCAACUCAACCUACAGCCAACCACUCCAUUGUCAAGUAUCUAAACUCCAUGACGCAAGCAGUGACAGCGUCUCCUUGGACACUCCGCCUUCGUCCGCCAGUCCAUCCUGCGUCAAUCCGGUUCGGGACAACACGGACCGGACAAGUCUAGCUUCCGAUGACAGUGGUAUCUUUAAUUCGGACGAUGGCGAGCGUCAACACCAACGGUUAAUGCCGGACAGUGUUCACGGCCUCGUCCCAUUACAUUCCUCGACAAGCGAACUUCCCAGAGAUAUCUCAGACAUGGCCGAAGAGGCUAUGGAUGAACCAGUGUGUGAUAACCAAGAACUAGCGGAUUCUAUUGAAUCCAAAUCCAAAGUUGUCAUGUUUCCUAAGCCUCCACCCAAAGAGUCACUGUUGCUUCGCUUGUUUGAGUCAACAUUAUUCGAUAUGUCCAUAGCUAUUACUUACCUCUUCAACUCUAAGGAACCUGGAGUUCAGACAUAUCUGGGUAAUCGGAUGUUCACAUUUGAUAAUCAAAGUGUUGAUUUUUAUCUUCCUCAACUUGUCAGCUUGUACGUCCACCAUUCUGAUGUUGCAGAAGCUAUUCAUCCAUAUCUUGUGUACAGGUGUCGAAACAGUGUUGAAUUCUCCCUUCAGUUAGCAUGGUUGCUGCAAGCAUUUUGUUCAGAAAAUACGCCGUCCCGAAGAAAGUCACAAGGGGCAAAACUGAAAAAGUUGAUUUUGUCUGAAGAACUAAGGCCUAAAGAUGCUGUUAUUCCUUCUCCACCAUCUGGUCAUGUACUUUCGCCCAAAAAGACUCACCAAAGGUCAUAUUCAGAUGCUACAGGUCUUGUAGGAAAUAUGAGGCGAAGUGUUUCAACAAUUGGAGGCCUAAGUAAACUUGCUCCUAAGGACUUAGCAUCAGGUCAUGCAUUUGACAAUGGUUGUAAAUGCUUUGACAGCUGUAAAAGCAUUUGUAGUGAUCUUAGAGGCCAAACAGUGCAUUGCCAUUGCCAAGCACCACGUCUUGGAGCAGAGCAAGAUUUCGUUCAAGCUCUGAUGUCAAUAGGCUUACGUCUUCAACCAGUUUUAACAAAAGAGUUAAAAACCCAAAAACUUCAAGCAGAGUUGUCUAUGUUGAAUUUAAACUUGCCAGCACGUGUUUGGCUUCCCAUUCAUUCCGAUACUAUGAAACAUUUGAUUUUGAGGAUUCCUCCUCAGGCCUCAGUGGUGCUGAAUUCUAAAGAUAAGGCUCCGUAUUUAAUAUAUGUUGAAGUAAUUGAAGUAGAUGACAUUCACGGUGCUGCUGUUCCACCAAAAAUGAUAAAUGCUCUUCGCCAAACUCGUUCUGAAGAAAAUCUUCCUGAUUACUUUGGAAAUCAGGAUUUCAGUGGUGUUUCUUUUUCAUUACAUCCUACAUUAGAAGAUGAUGCAGAUUGUUGGUCUCAAGAAGACGAUGCCAUUUCUUUGCAGUAUGCAUCCUGCCAAAAACCUAAGGACAGAGAUGCUCUAUCUCAGAUGUCUCAAGAUAGUGGUACAAGUGCAGACAGCAGAGAACCAAGUUUUGUGGCUGCUGGUGAUAUACGGAGAAGAUUGUCAGAAAAUAUAAAUGCACCAAAAAGUACAUUUAAGCGUGAUCCUGAAGAUCCUUCUGCUGCAGCUCUGAAAGAACCUUGGGAAGAAAAGGUUAGGAGAAUUAGGGAAUCUUCACCGUAUGGACAUCUUCCAAAUUGGAACUUAUUAUCAGCCAUCAUCAAGUGUGGAGAUGAUCUGAGACAAGAGUUAAUGGCAUAUCAGUUACUGGCAACUUUGCAAAAAAUCUGGGAGACUGAGAGGGUGCCCCUCUGGGUUCGGCCAUAUCGGAUAUUGGUCACUUCUGAUGACAGUGGCAUGAUCGAACCCAUUCUGAAUACUGUUUCAUUACAUCAAGUCAAGAAACACAGUAAAAUGUCUCUAUUAGAAUAUUUCCUUCAAGAAUUUGGUAGUUCAACAAGUGAAGCAUUCCUGACUGCACAACGCAAUUUUGUACAGAGUUGUGCAGCAUAUUGUCUUGUAUCGUACCUCGUUCAAGUGAAGGAUAGGCAUAAUGGGAACAUAUUGCUUGAUGGCGAAGGUCACAUUAUUCACAUAGAUUUUGGAUUUAUUUUGUCAUCAUCUCCCAAGAAUCUGGGAUUUGAAAAUUCUCCUUUUAAACUUACUCAGGAGUUUGUGGAUGUAAUGGGAGGACCUGGAAAUGAUAUGUUUGAAUAUUUUAAAAUAUUAAUGUUGCAAGGCCUGGUUGCUGCUCGCAAGCACCAUGAACGCAUCAUUACACUGGUGGAAAUAAUGCAAGCCUCCUGCCAACUUCCAUGCUUUAAAAAUGGAGCCAGUGCCAUCAGAGCUCUCCGAGAUAGAUUUCACAUGGCCCUGACUGAGGAACAACUUCAGCUACUUGUAGAUACUAUGGUUGAGUCUAGCAUGCAUUCAUUGACAACUAAACUCUAUGAUGGUUUUCAAUAUUUAACCAAUGGAAUUCUUUAAAAGUACCCAUUUCUCCAUUUACUAAAGUGCACUUUGAUUUGAUUGUCCAAGUUUAACUAGUGGAACCACUGUUUAUAGUUCUGGAUGUCAUCUGACCUUAAUGCAAUAGAGCAACCUUUCUCCUCAAAAUUGUGUGUGAGUUUUGGAACAGAUGUUGAAUGUAUUAUAGAGAGUGUGAGCAAACUAUGUAUUUAUGCUGUAAUUAAGCCGACAUAAUUCUGCGUUUAUGCGCGAAGAGGAUAUUUUUGCUGUACAGUAAUAAGUGAAAUGUUAGUCAUUGUGGUAUCUUAAUGUUUAUAACAUCUUCACAGGAUGUGAACUCUUGUUAAUUGUAAAUCAACUUUUUUUAUGCAUUACCAUAAUUUCUGUAAAAUAAACUCCCAAGAGGUGAUGCCCUUUUUUUAAUCAUAUUUGUGCUCACAUUUGUUUGAAAGAAAUCCUGUACCUUUCUUUUUUAAUUGGGUAGGGCUGUUAUUGUUACAUUUGAAUUCUGCCAAAACUAAGGGUAGUAAAUGUAACCUUCCUGUCUUACUUGUAUCAAUCAGGUGCUCUUGAUUCCUGCAGAUUAAAAAAAAUCAAGCAGUUUAGUAUUUAUUUACAUUUAUGUUUUAAGUAGGAUUUCACAGUUAUAUUCAGGUUUCCCAAAUAUAUUUAAUAUAUUUUUAAAUGGCUUAGUUGGUUCAAGUACCAAAAAAAAAAAACUAUAUAUUAUUAUUUUAGAAAUAUUACCAGAAAAUGUGAGGUAGCAUCAUGAAAAAGUCAAAAUAUGAAAGUAAUAAUGAAUAACUAUAUUUUGUAUAAAAAGUGUCCGUAUUAUAACACAUUUUCUCUGAAUAUAAACUUACUUUUGGCAGAAGUCGAGUAUUGAGUCUUUAUAUUCUAAAUUAUUUGUCUUUAUGCUUUUAAAUAACUAGACUGUUACUUUUGUCAUUACUUUUUGCUUUUUUAAGCAUUUUAUUUUUACACAAGACAUAAGCAAUAACAUAUUCACUACAGAGUUUUAUAUGCAAUAGUGGAUUUCAUGCAUACUGUAUUUCUUUUCCCUCUUCUAUGGAUAAUUCAAACUUAUUUAGCAUGUUUUUUAUAUGUUUAUUUAUACAUCAUAUUAAAACUAAAGAAUUGUUUUGUGUAUUUAGAUCCAAUUUAAGAAGCAUAAUUUGAAGUUUGUUUUAAUUUUCUCUGCCAUAACCUUUGACACAAAUCAUAUUCUUUACUUAGGAAAAUAAGAAAAAGUUCUAGUCUUUACCCAUUAAAAGUACUAGAGUAGUUCUUUAAAUAUGAUCUUCUAUUAUCUUCUGAAAUUCAAAUUUAAAGAAAUUUUAACUAGAAAUCCAUUUUAAAGUAUAUUACCAUAAGAGAAGCUUUUCAUAUUUAUUAUUAGUAUUCUUACAUAAUCAAAAUUCUGCAAAUUAUUGCAGAAACUGUGGCAAUCUGAAUCUGUCUUUUUAAAACAAAUUAUGUAAAAAACUGUGAAUUAGUAUUUUUGCAAAAGAAGUGAAUCAUACAUUACCAUAAUCUUAACUGUUUUCUUCAUAUGUGAUAAAUACAUAUUUGGUUAACUAUACAUUGCCUUUGAUACAAGUUUUAAAUGUAUUUUGUGCAUAAAAUUGCCUGUUUUACCUAAGCAUAACAUUGGCUGUAAAUUAUAUAAAAUAAACACAAAAUAUUAUUGUAAUUGGUGUUUGAUGUUAUUGUAAUUAUUAAUAUUAUUUUAAUUGGUGUUUCUUCCUAUAAUUAAACUAUCAAAAUAAAAAGUUUUAGUAUAAUUUGUCGUGUUAAUAUCUGUGCAAAAAUUUUCAGAUUUCUAAAUGUAAAUUAUGUUACACGAUAUCAAGAAUCUACAAACUAGUAUUUUGCAUAUCCAGAUGCAAUGAAAUCAUCAUAAAUGUAUCAUUAAAAAAAAAAGAGUACAAUCUACACCAGAUAUGAAUUGUCACACCAAAUGUUUUAAUGCUGAUUUUGUUCUUUAAUACAAUUGUUGAGCUCAAGAACUUACCAGUAGUAAAUAAUGCUGUACCAGUUAUUGUAUUUCAAUCAUUAUUGCUUGCUUUUUUUUUUUAUGUGAAAAAUACUGAAAAACAAAAAUUGCCAUAUGUUAAAUUGUAUUUUGCAUAUAAAAUCUCAGAUUUUUGAAUUCAUGUCACGUUUGAUUCCAUGCCAGAUUCUUUAUCAAAAACUACUUCAUAAGAGUUUAAAUAGAUUUUAAAAUGUUUAUAUCAUAACUAUAGAAUAAAUUUUUUUAUGUAUAUUAAUUUAUUUGUAAAUAUCUAAUAUUUGCAAUACUGACACUCGUACUUGAGUUUAAAAACACAAGAACUUUCCUGGAGGGUAACGUAUUUAAAUUUACAAGAUGAUUAAUGUUAGCCGGCAGAAAUUGAAGUAAAAAAAUUUCUUUGUUGGUAGCAAUUAAUUAUCGUGACAGUAUUCUUUCAACGUCAGUUUUUCUGCUACACUGAUUGUAGUAACAGUUUGAAACUUUCUAUGUAUAUUACUUUAUUAUUUUCUUGUACAUAGACUGUAAAAUCAAAAUGUUUUUACUAAGUAUUCCAAUUUUAUUUUGUGUAUGCUUUCAAUUAGUUGUUAUUCUUUAGUGAGUUACCCAUAUAAUAGGAUGAUUUAUCAUUAUCUGAAAAUGUAAUUUUUGUACAUAUGCAAUUAAUCAUGUAUCUCAAGGAUCAAAUAAAUUCAUAUAAACUCGUA